Cydia amplana is the source of this 4494-nucleotide messenger RNA. Its product is annotated as lysosomal alpha-mannosidase-like. The coding region runs from base 1 to 4494 and encodes 1497 amino acids. Gene Ontology annotation, molecular function: carbohydrate binding; alpha-mannosidase activity. Gene Ontology annotation, biological process: mannose metabolic process. The transcript has 20 exons. NCBI's taxonomy places the organism in Eukaryota, Metazoa, Arthropoda, Insecta, Lepidoptera, Tortricidae. Gene Ontology annotation, cellular component: lysosome. The record is from RefSeq and is a predicted model, not a curated record.
AUGCUGCUGGUGCUGCUGUUGCUGGCGCACGCGGCGCACGCGCAGUACGAGGCGACGAAAGAAGAUGGCGUCGACGUGUUGACCACGCCCAUGCACGGCGAGGCUUGUGGAUACGCGAGCUGCCUUCCCAUCAAGCCGGGCUGGCUGAACGUGCACAUCGUGCCUCAAACACACAGCGAGCUGGGGCACGGAUACAAUUUCCAUCAACAUUUCACGGGAGAGGACCCACCCUUCCCGAAGAACACUAUCAAUAUGAAGAGGAUCCUAGACGCCAUACUCACAGAAUUAUGGAACGACGACAGUCGCAGGUUCACACUAUCGGACACGGCGUAUCUUUUUCAUUGGUGGAAAAAUCGACAUCCUUCAGUCCAUCGUAUGAUGUACCAGCUGAUCCGUCAAGGCCGUCUGACCAUCGUGGGCGGUGGUCUGGGGGUCAGCGACGAAGCCUCCACCAGCUACCACGCCAUCAUCGACCAGUUCAGCUACUCACUCAGGAAGCUGAAUUCUACGUUCCGCGCAUGCGCGCGCCCUCUAGUGGCGUGGGCGGCAGACGUGUAUGGACAUUCGCGGGAGUUUACCUCUCUCAUGGCACAGAUGGGAUAUGAUGCGUUAUUCAUAAACCCAAUCAGCUACGACGAGGAAGUGGCACGCAUGCGCAGAAAAUCAUUGGAGUUCUUGUGGCGCGGCAGCGAUGACCUUGGUGCGUCAACGGAUAUGUUCACUCACAACCUUUUCGACGGAUACUGGGCGCCCCCUGGCUUCUGUUUCAGCAAACUGUGUACCGAUCCACUGCUGGUUACAUCCAGCAGACUCUUUUCCGACUUAACGGACAGGGUGAAUAAGUUUAUCGAGAGCGUGCUGUACCGCCAGGCGCCCAACUUCGAGACGCGAAACAUUAUGGUCAUCAUGGGACAUCGGAAGGCCUACUCGGAUGCGAACGUCUGGUUUGAAAACAUCGAGAAACUAAUCGCUCACACAAAUUGGAGAGCGAACCAGAAGAAACUCAACGUAACUAUGUUCUACUCGAACCCGCCGUGCUACCUCGCCGCCGUCCAUGACGAGAUCCCAGAGUUGGAGACGAAACAGGACGAUUUCUUCCCGUACGUGCACGACAAGGACAGCUAUACGGUCGGCAUGUACUCUUCGAGGCCUACUUUCAAGUACCUCAUCAGGGAGGCGCACAUCUACCUGCAGAUAGCGAAACAAAUGCAGGUUACUGCCAAUAUGGGCCCGUAUACAAACAUGUUUGAAGACUUCAACUGGGUGAUGGGGGUGGUCCAAGACCACAGUGUGGCGCCCGGGGUCCUACGGGACCGGGUCAAGCAGUACUACACGACCAGGGUCGACGCGGCCCUCACCAAAUCUAUCGACUUCAUUUCUAAAGCUUUUACUAAGCUACGCUCGAGUCCUGAGCAUGUGUCGUACUACCGGUGCCAAUUCAACAUAUCUUCGUGUUUUGGGUCGCGGUUUAUCAAGUAUAGCAUCCAGGUAUACAACCCGCUCGGCUGGCCCGUGACCACGCCUGUGCGGUUACCCGUCUAUCCCACCAACAGCGUGUUUAAAGUCUACGACCAUAACGGCGAAGAAGUAAAAUCAGCGACAAUAAGAUUGCCAGACACAAUAUUGAGUAUUCCAGGUCGCCCAAAAGCGGACUAUGAAGUGGUUUUCAUUGCAGCCAACAUCCCACCGGUGGGGUUCCGCUCCUAUUAUGUCGAAGCACAGUUCAUUAAAGGUAAAAUGCUAGUUAAAAGGGGCCAAAGAAGUGAAGAAUAUGUGGAUGAUACAGAAAAGAAAACUUUACCACCUGAUUGGAAAGAUAGUAAACAAGAAUUUAGACCAAGGGAAAAUAAACAAGAAAUGAAAGUAUUAGGUUCAGAAGCCAAGAAACGAGAAAAGAAGAUGAUUGCAACUAAAGCAAAUAAUAUCCAGAAUAUUACUAAACAUGAGAACGGAAAAAUGCUAACAGAUGUAUUGAAAGAUACUGCAAAUAAUUACAUGAAGGAUAUGAUUCAUGUUGACGCCGUAGAUAACAUAGAAAGUACUACAGAAAGUGAAUUCAUGCUUCCGAUGCUAAAGGGAUUUACUACAGAAAACAGAGUCAUGCUUCCCAUGCUAAGAGACUUUUUACAAAAAUCUAAAGUUCUUAAUAAGUUAGAUUUCAUUGACAGUGAAAGAGAACUGUUAUCAUCUCAUGAGUUAAAAUACGAACCUGUUAAAGAGACAGAAUUUGACACUACAUAUACAACUGAAGCAGAUAUAAAAAUCCCUUUUAAAAGUGAAAUACAAGAUAUAAUGGUACAACCGGAUAUUAGAGUACCUAUUGUUCGUCCAAUAAAGGGACUAAAUACACAAAUACCACAUCGAAUAAAGCCAGAACCAGAUAUAAGAGUAUUUGCGCCGGUCAGAGACAGAGCAGAUGUAAAGAUAUUAUUAAAUACAGAUAUAAAAGAACCAGUUGACAAAUCCGCAGUUAAUACUAAGGCAAGAAAAUGGUCAGAAUCAGAAUUUGAGGUACCUAAAAGAGAAUCAUUAGAGAUAGUUCCCGUUCAAACGACUUCAACGUCUGCAGUAUAUGCAGCCGAAUGGUCGAGCACAACUGAAUCAGUAUUAGUAGUACCAGUUAGAAAAAUGUGGGAGCAAGUUACAGUUGAAACAAAGCUGAAACCCGAAAUGAAACGUCAAGAUGCUGUAACAAAAAAGAAUGAAGAAAUUCCAGAAUAUACAACUGAAUCUGUAAAUACGCCAGUUGAUGUAACACAGUUAGAAAAGAGACGAAAAAAUGAAAUAACGCAGCCUUUUAAUAUAGAAGCGAGUAGAAAUACAGAUACACUUAUAGAUACUGACGCGAUAGUAGACACAGGUGCCCCUAACGAAGACAUUGAGCAAAUUGAAAAUUCAGAAAGGUUCAGAGCAUACUCACUAACCACUGAAGAGUCAGAAAGGUUAUUUCCAUUCUUACAAACUACAGGAGAGACUGAGAGAGUGCCAAAUGAACAAAAUAUUGAAUCAAGCACUAGCGUCGAACCUACUACAACUCAGAGUGCCGCUGACAUGUCUAGUUCCACGGACAAUAUUAGAACUACUGGAGCAAAUGGCGAUAAACUAUUUUCUGUGUCUCCGAUUGCAUUUAGAAAAAGUUUUCCUGCUGCUGAUAUCGCUGAUUCUAAUGAAAAGUAUUUCAAAGUAGAUGAUGGAAGCCGACUGUUCAUUGGAAAUAAGUACGUCCGCGUGAACCUGGACCAAAGACGCCGUGUAACCAGCAUCUUCCUCCGAAAUGGAGUCCGAAUCAACCUUGAGAUAUUCAUGUUCCACUACGUAUCCGACGACCCCGCUAAGUUUGACAUCAGAACUGUCCCGAGGAGAGACAUUAAGCCACCCGGAGCGUACAUCUUCAGGCCGAUCGACCCUUACAUUAUUAGGUCGGAGGAUAAUUAUGACGUCAGCAUUGUAAAGACAGAUAUAGUUGAAGAGAUGCGUAUCACUUUUAGCAAUUGGACGUCUUUGCAGAUGCGGUUGUAUGUGGAUAGUCCGGUUAUUGAACUGCACUGGUUGGUCGGCCCAGUCCCCACAGACGACGGUCUAGGCAAGGAGGUGUUCAUCCGAUACAAGACGGACCUGGAGCACGACGGAGCUUUCUACACGGACUCCAAUGGACGGCAGACCCUCAAGCGGAUCAGGGGCACGAGAGCCACGUACGAGCCUCUAGAUUUGGACCCUAUUACAGGCAACCUAUACCCCGUGACGUCAAAGAUCUACAUCGAAGACAAGAGGAAGAACAUUCGUUUCUCGGUGUUCAACGACCGGUGUCAGGCCGGGGGCGCCUUGAUAGAUGGCGCCAUUGACCUCAUGCUGCAUCGGAGAAUACUUACCGAUGAUAUAGGAUUCGGAGCAUUUUUGAACGAGACAGAAAACGACGAGCCGAUUAGAGCGGCCGGAACCCACUAUAUAUACCUCUCUAAGGCGCACAGAAACAAAAUAUUCGAAAAGAAAUUCGCUAAAGAAAUAUAUUUUUCACCCCGCGUUUUAACAUCCAACCAUUUAAUGUACACAGAUAAUAUGCGAAAACAGUUCUACGAUAGUAAAAACGAAUAUAGCGCUCUGAAAGAAAAAUUACCACUAGGUGUGCAUCUUUUGACUAUAGAAAGAAUAACUCGAGAAGAAAUGUUAGUGCGACUAGAAAAUUACUUGGAAAAGGUAGACGCGACGAGCGAUGGAAUCCGAUAUGUGCGUCUAAGAGAUCUAUUUAGAGAUAUAAAGGUGCUAUGGUUGAAAGAAACGCUGUUAGCUGGUAAUAUUUAUAAGGAGGAUUGGAAGCCGACUCGAUGGAGGAAGAAGAAUUUGUUUUAUAGAAGAUUUAAUGAUUAUUAUGGGGGUAAUGACACUUUUGAAGAAGAUGAAUUGGAUGUAGGUGACGAGUUGGGUGGGAGAGGUGUUAGAUUAGCUCCGCAGCAGAUUAGGACGUUCAUUGUUAAGUAUAAGUAUAAUAAAACAUAG